Molecule: messenger RNA, 2178 nt
Organism: Gryllus bimaculatus (two-spotted cricket)
Lineage: Eukaryota; Metazoa; Arthropoda; Insecta; Orthoptera; Gryllidae
Source: the annotation of a GenBank genome assembly
CACAGAUAGAAUAAAGAACGCUUGAAAGAAUGGCGCAAGACUUAUUUCCGUUCAACUCUCUGAAUUUUCGAAAAUUGCAAAUUAAAAAUAGUGCGUCGCACCACUUUGUAGUUUGAAUGACGCGCUACAUGAUGCCUAAGAAAGUCUAUAAGCAAGUGCUUUAUUGGUCUUCAAAUUAAAAGCGGUUAUAAGAGACAUUUGACCAAACCGGCGUGAAUAUGGCUAAUGUGCGCGAAACUGAAGUUGUUGAAGAAGAUGCAGCUGAUUUACAGUUUCCUAAAGCUUGUUUUUCUUCUGGUGCUGAGUGGGGGCUACAUACCAACGACCAUGAUUACAUUGUCAUUAGAAACGAAUUUUCUAUUUUUGAAGGAAGUAUGUGGUCAGCUAAAGAAGAAAUAGUUUUAUUGAAUGCUAUAGAAGAAUGUGGUUUUGGGAACUGGCCAGAUGUGGCUCGCCGUGUUAGAACCCGUUCCUCAGAUGACUGUGAAAGACAUUACAUGCAAUAUUAUGUAGACAAUCAAUUGAUACCUGAACUUCCAGUGUUUAGAAAAAUGCCUACUAUUGAACAAAAACCUCCAAUCCCAUAUUUUGGUAGUAAUGGAAACGAAAUUGAUGAGCCACCAAGGUAUGAAGUGGACUCGCCGAGAUACAAAUCUUUAGCUGGUUACAAUGCUGGGCGAAGUGAAUUUGAAACAGAGUAUGACCAAUAUGCAGAAGAUGAUAUUUGUGAACUAGAGUUAGAUACAUUUAGAGAAGCUGAUGACUAUCAAGAACUUGGUCAGGCAUUGCAAGUAGCUGUAUUGUCUAGGUAUAAUGAAAGAUUAAAAGAAAGGGCCCGUCGAAAGAAAGUUAUUAGGAAUCAUGGACUUAUAAUGAUGCGAAAGACUACUGCGUGGCAGCAGUAUUAUGAACAAAAUCUCACUCGACAUGUGGUUGAGAAACUUCUUCCAUUUGCUCAAUUGUUAAGUGGUAUGGAUUUAGACUAUAUUAUGGAAAGUCUUAAACAUUCAGCUGAUCUGCGCCAAAGAAUAUUACGAUUAUUUGAACUGCGUGAAAAUGGUAUAACCAAUUUUUUCAGUGCCAAACUUUACUAUAAAUUACUUAAGAAUCGAAUGGAUCACAUUAAGGAACGCAAAUUGUUUCUAGCAAAUCCAGAAUAUUGUUGGCGGAAUGUUAUGAAUGUAUCUCAAACCACAAGUUCAGUGUCUGGGAGUAACCCAAGAAGACCUGCACCUCCUCUUGAUAUUGUUGGUCUGCCAAUGUAUGAGCGUUUGAAUGCAGCUGAGCGUGAAUUGUGUUCUGUUGCAAGAAUUAUUCCUGAAUCAUAUUUGGUGUUUAAGAACGUUUUAAAUACCAUUUUAUUGUAUUUUAUCUCAGAGUUUGAGAAUGCAGAGACCUUGCUUAUCUCUGAAGUCCACAUGUUGUUGGAACAUCGAAAAGCUCAGAAUGAAAGUGCUGAAGAGGAACAGGAAUUUUCAGAUGUCUUCAUGAAAACUUUAACUUACACUAAUCGGUUUCGCAAGUUCAAGAACAAGGAGACCAUCUCUGCAGUUCGAAAUUUGUUGAUGCAAAAGAAAUUACACAAAUUUGAACUUGCUUCACUUGCCAAUCUGUGUCCCGAAACCCCAGAGGAAGCAAAGUCUCUCAUUCCAAGCUUGGAGGGUCGAUUCGAAGAUGAAGAAUUGAGACAAAUACUUGAUGAUAUUCAGACAAAAAGAAGUCUUCAAUAUUAAGUUGUUUUUCUCUGUAUUAAUGGGCUUUGUGAAGUUUCAGUGUUGUGAAUUAUAUUAUAAUUUUGUGUUUAUAAAUAGGUCAUAGUACCAUGCUAUAUAUUUCUGUAUUCUGUAAGGAAGGUGAACAUAAUUUUUGUUAAACUAUGAAGAUCUUUUCCAUGGAUAAAUUUUGAUAUGAGCUGGAAUUCUUGUUUCACUUGUCUCUUACACCUGUAUUCAAUGUUAAUAAUUAUAUUCCAGUAUUAUUUUAUGAGUGUAUGCAUUUUUCUGCAUUUUCAUUUCAUUGAAAUUAUCAAUAGUCUUUACCAAAGAGUGAAAAGUGUAUUGUUUAUCUGAACAACUAUAAAAAAAUUAGCCAUGUUCUUAUGUAUUUUAUAUUUAAUUUGUGAGGUAUUUUCCAUUUUGUCACAUUCUCCUUAAAUAAAAGGAAUAGGCUCUUGUUAUA